CUUUCGCGAAACCUCACCAACAACCGCCCGCCGCCCGCCUGAACCUCAAAUGUCGCUGCAGUGAAAGUGGUGCGCAUUACUAACAAGUUCAAGUUAUAGAUUUCCUGACCCGCCAGUGCUAACAUGGCGCCGCUCGGUCCGCCUCCGUACACGGCCGAACAGCUCCAAGCGAUGACCUCACAGGAGGAACGUAUUCGCGCCCAGGCAGAGCUCACCAGCUAUAUCACGCGCGCCAAGAGAGAGAAACAAGAGAGGGAAGAGCGCGAGAGGCUCCAGUCGAACGCUUAUACUGGCUCUGGUUACCGCACCACCUCCGGCAGCUUCAACCACUACGCCCCUCCCUCCAUUCCUUCCUACGCCCCCGUCCAUAACCCCGUCUUCAACCCCGUCUAUACUCCCGUCUCUAAUCCCUCCUACAACCCUCCGUACAGCAAGUACAACCAGCGCGGUGGCUAUGGUAAAGGUAGAGGCCGAGGUGCCGGAGGCAGAGGCAGAGGGUAUACUCCCUACCACCCAUACACGCGUUCUCUCAAUGCAUCUAUGUAUACUGGUUUCGCUACCGAUUCCAAUGGCACAAGUAUUGUCACCCAACCACGCGAGGCCAACGAGAACAAAGACCUAGCGCACGCAUCCGCGGACAGCACUAGGUCCUCAUCCAGCGAUCACCAGUCGACUGAACCAUCAAGACUUUGUGCCAACUUCACACAUACAGGUCGGUGUUCCAUUCCGGGAUGUCCAUUUCGGCAUGAUCCGGAUACACAAACCGUAUGCAAGUCGUUUCUCUUCAAGGGUGCUUGCCCCGACAGCAACUGUCAACUGUCUCAUACUGCAUCGUCGCACAACACGCCUACGUGCCAGCAUUUCCAAGCAGGCCGAUGCACCAAAGAAGACUGCCGUUUUGCUCAUGUUCGUGUCAAUCCAUCCGCACCGAACUGCGAAGCUUUUGGACGCUUGGGCUACUGCGAGAAAGGAGAUACGUGUGCUGAGUUGCAUGCAUUUGAGUGUCCCACCUUCGCCAACACAGGAGAGUGUUCCUACACUGGUAGGUUUCACUAUCCACACGUUCGUCUCGCCUCUCGCAUGAGGAAGAUCACUCGUCUGUCUUCUCCAGCCCAGUCCCCGCCUAAUUCCCCGGUUCGUUCUCCGGUGCGUUCUCCGGCUCAUUCUCCUUCAUCACACACCCCUGCUACUUCGGACGCUCCAGAGGAUGAUAUGGAUACUGCCGAGGAUGCUCAUGAAUGGAUGAUGCCCAAGACUGGAACUUCUCCGAAGCCACAGCAGUUCACACAGCAGGCAGACUUCGUUGCCUUUGAGAACGACGACGAGUAAACAUGGCCUGCCCAUUGGAUUAGUGAUGCCCGGACAUUUUUCGACCUUGUGGUUUUCUGACCCGGUAGGUUUUCUCUGGAACACUUCCAGUUUGUCUUGACUCUUGAAGGUCCAGAGCUAUUCAUGGCGUUCAGGGUUCUUUCGAUGAUACCCCCUCUUACGAUUUCCUACCUUUCUUGUCUUUUCAUUGUUUCCAAUCGAGAAAAAAAUUCUCGUUCCUGCUGUAAGCGUAUCACACGACCCAAUGCGACGUUGUACGCUCGGCGGAUUUUACACAUAGGCUCGCGAAGUCGCUGUCGGCUUGCUGAUGGAUACAGUCGUCCCAUGAAGGACAUGUACUUGAAAAGAGAACAUAAGAAGAAACAUGUAACAAAAAAAAGAAAAAUUUAGAAUAGACC
Molecule: messenger RNA, 1727 nt
Organism: Alternaria rosae
Lineage: Eukaryota; Fungi; Ascomycota; Dothideomycetes; Pleosporales; Pleosporaceae
Exons: 4
Coding region: 124-1329 (401 amino acids)
Cellular component (GO): nucleus
Molecular function (GO): metal ion binding
Source: RefSeq, a predicted model, not a curated record